GUAUUGUUUCUUGGACGACCUUCAAGUAACCUUUUACUGUCGCAAACAUUUAAGCACGGUUUUGAUAACCUUUUACUGCUCGCAAAACUGUCUCCCUUUGCUCCAAGGGAGUAAUAGGAAACAAAAACACCAAGUGAUAGAAAAGCUCGGUUCCUGUGGACCGAUAUAAUGUCACUUUCAGCUGCUAUUGACAAUGAAACAUCGUGAUCAAAACCCAGUAUACGGACCAAAAGUUGUACCUCGACUUGCUCAGGCGUCAUCCCGACCAUUACAUACAAAUACAAGAUCUGACUGUUAUUAUUGCAAUCGCUUCGGAAAAUUGGCACGCAAAUGUGGUCAUAAUGAUGCUUUCUUGUCCAAAAGAUCAUCAGCAAACAGAUUUGGGGCUCAAUGCAUUCAAAAUGAAAAUAUAGUCCAAAGAACAAAAUUAAAUAGGGCAGUUAUUCCAUCUGUGCCUCCUCCUUCAUCAUUUCCUGUACCUGGUUUACCUCCGACUCCUCCACCUACUUAUCAGGAAAGCGUUACUUUACCACUUCCUCCAGAAUACGAAGAAAGACUGCCAGAAGUUAUUGUUACACAACCACCUGCAACUGUAUUCAAAUGGAAUCCGGUGGCUAUGACAUGUCCUUAUUGUCAUCAUAUUAUUGUUACUAAAGUGAGGUCCGAGUCAGGACUAUUAGCUUGGUUACUUUGUGGAGUUAUGUUUUUAACUGGAUUAUGGAUCUUUUGUCUCAUUCCUUUCUAUUUGAAAUCAACACAAGAUGUUGUCCAUAUUUGUCCACUUUGUAAAUCACAAUUAGGUAGUUAUAAACCAUUGUGAAUAGGUAAACACAAUGAAAAAACUUACUCAUCUACAUUCUCAACAAAUACAUCAUGAAUUUUUUGUCUAUACUGGUGAUAAUUUAUUGUUCAUUCUUCAUUUUUGUUAAAACAAUAACUGUUUUGUAUUUUGUUAUUAACAAUAUUAAUAUUGUUUAACGACCAAUUAACGACAAACUGAUUGGUUGUCAUCAUCAUCAAUUAUCAUUCCAGAUUGUCGUGAAUAUUUUAUUUUGAUUGCAUAAAUUUACAAAUAUGUACACUU
Molecule: messenger RNA, 1084 nt
Organism: Schistosoma intercalatum
Lineage: Eukaryota; Metazoa; Platyhelminthes; Trematoda; Strigeidida; Schistosomatidae
Source: the annotation of a GenBank genome assembly